This is a messenger RNA of Oncorhynchus kisutch (coho salmon), 1472 nucleotides long. RefSeq names its product lymphoid enhancer-binding factor 1-like. Gene Ontology annotation, cellular component: beta-catenin-TCF complex; chromatin. Gene Ontology annotation, biological process: regulation of transcription by RNA polymerase II; canonical Wnt signaling pathway. The record is from RefSeq and is a predicted model, not a curated record. The coding region runs from base 894 to 1349 and encodes 151 amino acids. Lineage: Eukaryota; Metazoa; Chordata; Actinopteri; Salmoniformes; Salmonidae. The transcript is spliced from 3 exons. Gene Ontology annotation, molecular function: RNA polymerase II cis-regulatory region sequence-specific DNA binding; DNA-binding transcription factor activity, RNA polymerase II-specific.
GAGCUACAGUAUGUAUAAAUCUCCGUACCCCUCGCUCUCUUAGGAGUAUCAAUCGGUGUGGUGUCAAUCACAGCGGCGGCUUCCCUUUCAUCUCGAUCCUCCCAGUCGCUGCGAGAGAGAAGGCAGAGAGAGAAGAGACAGAGGACGGGGAAGGAGAGCUACAUUUCUUACGGAGCGGUGCUCCAGUUUGGAAGUCGGUCCACAGCGUAUCGGUUUAUAACGCACUCCUCGAUCUUUCGUAUAGUGUAUUACUUUUUAUUUUAGCCGUUAUUCAGUUCAAGUAUGUAUGUUCAUUCUAAUAGGGAUAGAUGCGCAGUAUUGUUUAAGUUGGGGAAAUAAAUAGUGUUCUACUUGUGGCAAACAGGCAGCACGAGAUUCAGAGACGCGUUUUUUAAAUUAUAUUUUUCCUUAUUUUUUUUUCACGAAAGGACUGCAACUCUCACAGGACCCCAGAACGAGGAAAUAUAAGCAGAAGUUUUUUUCUACAUGCACUUUGACCGUUAGCGGAGCUCCCGGGUGUGUGCCCUCCUCUGCCAAAUCUAACGGCACAUCUGACUCUCGUGAUGAGGUUUUGACUUCUGACAUUUUAAAGAGCCGAACUGGCGAGUGCCGCGGGUUGAGCGUGCACUACACAUCCGCUUUUGCCGAUAACAUCUUCAAUUUCGGAUAUUUAGAAUUUGAAUCAUUGUAAGAAUCCAUAAUAUUUCGAAAAACAACGACAAAAAAGGAUCUCCUGUUAAUUUAGCUAAAACAAAAAACGUGAUCGCACGCAGUUUCCUCCAGGGUACGGAGCGCAACACUUCAAGCCGCUUCAAGGAACAUUUUUGGUUUCCUUUUGGGGAUUUCGAUAGUUCCUCCAAUUUGGACAGUGCGAGUACUUCGACUGAAUCAAAAUGCCACAACUAGCAGGUGGUGGUGGUGGCGGGGACCCUGAGCUUUGUGCCACCGACGAAAUGAUUCCGUUCAAGGAUGAAGGAGACCAAGAACAAAUAUUCGCAGAACUCAGUCACUCAGAGGAAGACGAGGGAGACUUGGCAGAUAUCAAGUCAUCUUUAGUAAAUGAGUCAGAGACGAGUCCAAACAGCAAUCAUGAUGGAACUAGACAAUCCCAAAUAUCCCAAGACUCAUAUCAUGAAAAACACAGAGACCAUCACGACGAUGGGAAACACCUAGACAUGUACAACAAAGGUCACCAAUACUCUGGAUACCCAGGUUACAUCAUGAUGACUAAUAUGAACAACGACUCCUACAUGAACAACGGCUCCCUGUCGCCGCCCAUGCCCAGAACGGUGAGUCUAGUUACACUAUACCUCCAUCAAUCAAUCACUUCCACCAAUCUGUCAAGCUAGCUAGCCCAGUUUGUGUCUAGUGCAUUUUCACUGCGUCAAGUUUGAUUCCAUGUUAAAUACUUAACCAGGUCUAAACCCCUAAGAAGAGCGUGCUCACCCUGGGAUUUCUUUUCAAAUAUACCU